CUGCUGGCUCUUUUUUUUUUCUUGCGCCUCCUCGUUGAUACCCAAAACUCGAACCUCCCUCAAACCACAACAAACCGCCCUUCUUCGUCCCUUUUUCUCUUCAUUUCCAGAUACCACCUCACAACCGCAGCCAUGGGUUUCACCGAUCUCCUCACCGAUGCUGGCCUUGCCGUCCUGAACAGCUGGGUUUCCACCCGCUCCUACAUCGUUGGCUACUCUGCCACCCAGGCCGACGUCACCGUCUUCAAGGCUCUCAAGGAGGCUCCCAACGCCGCCAAGUACCCCGCUGCCGCCCGCUGGUACAAGCACGUUGCUACAUUCGAGGAUGAGUUCGCCACCCUCGAGGGCGAUGCCGGCAAGCCCUACACCGUCUACGGCCCUGAGGUCGCCGAGGUCACCCUGAACCCCGCCAAGGCCCCCGCCGCCGAGGACGACGACGAUGUUGACCUGUUCGGCUCCGACGACGAGGAGGAGGAUGCCGAGGCUGUCCGUAUCCGUGAGGAGCGUCUGGCCGAGUACCGCAAGAAGAAGGAGAACAAGCCCAAGGUCGCUGCCAAGUCUGUUGUCACCCUGGAUGUUAAGCCUUGGGAUGACGAGACUGAUCUGGCUGCUAUGGAGGCUGAGGUCCGUGGCAUUGAGAAGGACGGUCUGGUCUGGGGUGCUUCCAAGCUGGUCGCUGUCGGCUUCGGUAUCAAGAAGCUGCAGAUCAACUUGGUCGUUGAGGACGAGAAGGUCUCCCUGGACGAGCUCCAGGAGCAGAUCCAGGAGUUCGAGGAUUACGUCCAGUCCACCGAUGUCGUCGCCAUGCAGAAGCUGUAAAGCAAUUUUGAACGAAAGAAAAAUACGGGUGUUGCACUGUUGAAACGAAAUUUAUCAUGGGUAAUGAAUGAUUGGGGACAAGAAUCUAUCAGUGUCUUACAUAGUUUGUUAUGCGCUGGGUGAGGGACAAUCAAAAAGAUGCCCUCUCGCAUAGUCACGGAUUCCAAAAAGUAAAAAAAUACAAAGCCAUAGACAAAUAUUUUUACUGGGUACAAGCU
Trichoderma atroviride IMI 206040 is the source of this 1037-nucleotide messenger RNA. RefSeq lists its product as uncharacterized. Gene Ontology annotation, molecular function: translation elongation factor activity; guanyl-nucleotide exchange factor activity. The record is from RefSeq and is a predicted model, not a curated record. NCBI's taxonomy places the organism in Eukaryota, Fungi, Ascomycota, Sordariomycetes, Hypocreales, Hypocreaceae. Gene Ontology annotation, biological process: translational elongation. Gene Ontology annotation, cellular component: eukaryotic translation elongation factor 1 complex; cytosol.